AGUGCUUUCAGUUAUUUGGUCAGUUCUGUCCGACAACGUUGGGUAUGUUGUGUUCGGUGGAAAAGCCAAUUAAUAAACAAUAAAUUGAAUGGACGUGAACGACAUGUGAGUGUGACAGGGCGGGAUUGUUGCGGCCGCAGACGACGAACACUUAUGCUCAGAAAACGGGCAGAUAGUGAAAUAAUGACUAUCCAAAACCUGGAGAGUGUCGGCAGCAAACGAGGCGCAACUAUGCAAAAUCUCAACAGUGACAAUGUGACCAACGAACAGCCAUUGACUAGCAAAAACGGGCACAUCAGUUUUAGUGUAGCUUCUCUGUUAGCGGACACGCGGCACUCCAAGUCGUCGUCGCCCAUUUCGCAGAGUUCCUCCACUCUAGCGCCCUCCAGUCCGAAUCCCUCGUUCGAUGAGGAGUUCGACUCGAACCAAGGCGACGAUUCGAUUGUGGACGUCGAAGACCUGCACCAAGACCAAAAAUGCGCCGCACUCAAAGAGGAGGAUGCGGCGCCGGACGCUGAAGCACCUCCAAGAGAGUUUGCAAAAGAGGCGAUUUUGAAUCAUGCUCCAAUUCGGCCGACUCCUUUUAGUGCGAUGGCGGCCGUUUUGGCGGCCCAGCAGAAUUGGUCGCAUCAGAACAUGAUGAACCAUUUUGGAGGCCCACCGCCGGUCUUUCAGGGAUCAGGACCGUUUGGGCUUGGGGGAAUGAAUCCCGUCGAUUCGAAUGGAGAAGCCCCGAAGCUGAAAUGCAACCUGCGGAAACACAAACCCAACAGGAAACCGCGCACACCAUUUACCACUCAACAACUUCUGGCGCUGGAGAAGAAAUUUCGGGAUAAGCAAUACUUGAGUAUUGCUGAAAGAGCCGAGUUUUCCAGCUCUUUGCGUCUAACGGAAACACAGGUGAAAAUCUGGUUUCAAAAUCGGCGCGCCAAAGCGAAGCGACUGCAAGAAGCCGAACUUGAAAAGCUGAAAAUGGCAUCGCUGUCUCGACACCCCCAUCCCCUGUACCCUCAUCCGGCCCUGCAGGGCUAUUUUGCAGCAGGAGCGCACCCUUUGGCCUCGUUGCUAGGAGGGCGACCGCCCAUGCCGCCCCUUGGGCUCUUGGCUCAGCCGCCCCCGCCGCCUGCGCCUCAUUUGCCGUCACAACUUGGCACAGUGCGAACACCCAGUCCUCACAUGUCCCUCUAAAAAGUGCCUCCCGUGUGUUUGAGGUACAUUUUUCAGGGCAGGUUAAGAGUCGCUGCUAACACACAUGUACACUAUGGAAGGACGAGGUUUUAUUUUUUCCGUGUCGGCUUAAUAGUCGGCUUGUCGCUUCGGAGCGACAGUGAAUUAAAUUGGCAAAAAGACGUACAUUCAAAGCGAACAGUCAAACAGAAAUAAUUACAUGACACAUGUGCUUAACUUAAUUUUAAACAAGCUUUUAACCCCGCUAAGAGCAAUCUAAUAAAUCUUUGGCGCGCAGAAAAUAAACGCAGGAAAACACCGGCUAACUUUACAGCCAAUUAAAAAAGCCUUAAAUUAUAAUUACCGAACAUCACGUGGCAGUUUAUAGAGAAAUGAAGUACUUGCUUUGCGAAAUUAAUGAGCAUAAAGAUCUAUAAAGUAUUUUUAAUGGUCUAGUAAAUGAAGCCUCUAUCUUUAGUUACAGGUGCAGAUUGUCCAUUCUUCACACCUCGCCACUUUUGCUUGCUUCAUCUCUUUCCCAAUUUUUCGGGUUCUUCCGCCGUCUGAUUCAAUCAUGCAAUUGCAGCCCAAUUGGGCUGGAAUUUCAACAAAUACUGGAAAAUCGGGGACGAUUAAGAGAUGCGUCGUUCGUGAUCUUUGCUCACAACGUGCGAAAAUAAUGCACCUUUUUUACAUAAUGUCCUUUGCGGACAACCGGCUGAAUAAUUAACACAAUUGAUAGCGGCGGCGCUUUCAAUCGACACUCUUUUACCAUCCAGCAUUUCUUCGAUAUCCCCUAAUUAAUUUAAGAAAAAUAGCACGACUGAUAGGCGAUGACCUCCGGCCGUUUGCCACAUACAAUGUGAUCUUUACACUCGUAAUAAUUAAUAUUUGACACCAACGACACGAGAAAUAUUAAUUUAAUUGCUCUGUUUUGCAUGUUAAGGAGUCCAAUCUCGUUCCCUAUUUGGAGCAUUAAUAAUAUUCGCUGUUUGAUAGCACUUUGCUCCGGUUGUUUGUGGGUAUUCCACCUGCGUGAUGGAAACCAGCCUACGAUCUUGGUGACCUUUGCAAACUAAAUGGCCAAAUGAAGCUCAUUAGACUCUUUGUCGGCAUCCAAUUGGCCAAAUGAUAACCCGAUGUUUUUGCAGUUUGGCAAUCUGAUUGGACUAUAUGCAAAAUAAUAAAUAUCCCCGUUGCGAACCGACUGGACCCGGCAGCAUUAUUUAUAUCGUGUAUGGAUACAUUAAAAUUGUAAUUAAAAAUAAUUUAUUUUAAUGGUGUUACUAAAUUUAAAUGUGACACACUGAUAGCCCAUUAAUUGUCGAGUGUUUUGUGCUCGCUCCAAAGACAAAUUAACUAUUUUUCUUAUCGGCGUAAAUGAUGUGCGCUUAUCGAGACGAAACGUCUAGGAGCAAGGUCAUGUUAUUGAUGGUGUUACAUUUAGAACCUUCACCCAUUAGUUUUUAAUUAGUCACGUUUCCCCAAAAGAUUGAAUAAUAACAGUCGGUUAUCCGUUGAAGGGCCUUUUGGCGCCACAGUUUCCUUCACUGGUGUGUCGCUUUGUCUGUGCGUCUCUUUUCUUAGUCUUUAUUUUCCUUUUCCUUAGUUGUUUUUGCCUGCAUCCUCCUUCCAUUCCGUACAUGUUCACAAACACUUCGUGCAUUUAUUGCAAGAUUAUCUACUGUAAAUAAUGAUACAAUUGCCAACUGCCUGCAACAGGCCGCAGGAACUUUGUAGGGCAUUUGGGUGUAAAUAGUCUGUAAAAUAUGUAAAAACCGACGAUAUUUGUAUUUUAAUUAGAGACUAGUUGUAGGCGAGAGCGAAGCGAAAUAGAGCAAUUGUGCAAAUUGAAUUAUUUAUUGUGUAAAAUGAUGCAGCUGUUUGUUAAGAAUCGCCUUAGAAGAAUAGGUUUGCAUAGUGAUGAUUGAUUAUAUUGAAUAAGGCGUGAA
Dendroctonus ponderosae (mountain pine beetle) is the source of this 3119-nucleotide messenger RNA. RefSeq names its product muscle segmentation homeobox (gene Dr). The transcript is spliced from 3 exons. The record is from RefSeq and is a predicted model, not a curated record. Gene Ontology annotation, cellular component: nucleus. Gene Ontology annotation, molecular function: DNA-binding transcription factor activity, RNA polymerase II-specific; RNA polymerase II transcription regulatory region sequence-specific DNA binding. The coding region runs from base 154 to 1188 and encodes 344 amino acids. NCBI's taxonomy places the organism in Eukaryota, Metazoa, Arthropoda, Insecta, Coleoptera, Curculionidae. Gene Ontology annotation, biological process: regulation of transcription by RNA polymerase II; embryonic morphogenesis.